GCCGUCACCUCAGCGCAGCGUGAAACGCUUAUGAAUUACGGCUUCAACUGACGAAAUCAUAUGGAGGACGCCGCAAUGACCCCGUUUUGCGCUUUCAUAAGCCGCCUCGCUUAUCGAAACAGGGAAAGCUCAAGCGAAUUCGGCUCUCCCCACAGACCUCCCCCAGAUGAAGGGGAGUACUUAUGGGAGUCGAUACCCCAGUGCAGUCCUUCUUCAAGAAUAACGCGAACCUAUUGAGACUUGCUAUGGAUAGAACAGAUACCAGUGUCGAAAUGUCGGCGCACGACGAUAACAAGAAUGGCGAAGGACUAAGUCUACACCUCGAUGAAGUGCACGACUCUUCUGUGACUGGUCUAACCGUGUUCGAGGAACGCCAAAGGACUCCUGAGGAGAAGAAGAUCGAGCGCAAGCUCUUACUCAAGAUCGACUUCAUCAUCUUGCCCCUUCUCGCCUUGGUGUACUUUCUCGCCUCUAUGGAUCGAGGUGAUCUUGCCAAUGCAGCUGUUGCCGGCAUGUCUGAAAACCUGCACCUGACAGGCAAACAACUGGCGAAUUGUGUGUCCCUAUUCUACGUUGGAUACAUCGUCUUUCAGCUUCCAGGCGACCUCUUCCUUCGAAAAGUGACACCACCAAUCCAACUCUGCCUUGCCAUGGUAUCGUGGGGACUCGUGACAACAUUACUUUCUCAGGCACGGAACUAUGCCACCCUUGCAGGCCUACGUGUCGUCAUCGGAGCAGCUGAAGCCUUCGUGCAAGCUGCACCACUCUAUGUCACAUUGUGGUACAAGAGAAACGAACUGGCCUCACGCAUUGGCAUUUUAUUCUCGAUGCAAGCACUCGCAGGCAGUUUCAAUGGCUUGAUAGCGUAUGGCAUCGAGACAAACUUGAACGGAGCUCUAGGUGUGGCGGCAUGGCAAUGGAUUUUUCUCAUCGAGGGACCAAUCACCAUAGCAUGUGGCUUCAUCAUCCUGGCUCUUCUCCCACCUGUGCCUGAAAAGGUACGAUUCGGUUUCACCGAAGCAGAAAAGUCCAUGGCAAUGUUGCGAUCACGAGAGGCUUACAACACCCUCCACGCGAAAAUCACCCCAAAGCAGCUUCUCGGUCUCAUGAAGGACGUGAAGAUAUAUCUCUACAUCGUCCUGUACUGCUGCACCAAUGUCAAUCUGGCCUCGGUUGGAGGUUUCUUGCCUUUGAUCAUCAAGUCUCUGGGCUACAAAUCGGUGCAUGCCCAACUACUUACCAUCCCGGUCUUUGCCUGUGCCGUUACUUCGAUCUUGAUAUUCGGCUUCGCGUCGGAUCGGACGAGGCACCGUGGCGGCUUCUUGGUCACUGCUUACGCCAUCACGGCCGUAGGUUGGAUCAUCCUGCUCGUCGCCGGGGUUGAACACAAAAAGCUCGCGUUUGGAGGGACGUUUGUCAUCGCCGUCGGGACCUAUCCGACCGUCAUACUCAGUCUGGGGUGGUUGAACUCCAACAUAAUUGGGUUUACAAAGAGGGCUGCAUCCCUCGCCGCGAUCAACAUGGUGGGCCAAUCCUUUUCUAUCGCAGGAUCUAUGGUCUUUGACUCUCCACCCACAUACCGCAAGGGCAAAAUCUUUGCCCUGUCGUUUGCCCUGCUGGGGAUGCUCGUGGCUACGCUGUUGAUGGGCUAUCUUCACGUGCAAAACCACAAAAAGCGACAGAAUCAACAUACCCCGGACGCCCGUGAGAGGAGAAGAAUGGACCUCGAAGAGAUUUGCGAGGAUCAUCCGGACUUUUUCUACUGGCUUUGAAAGGAAUACCACGGAGUAUGACUUUAGAGUUCCUUUCAGUCAUAGAUGCACUCGAGCAGCAGCUUUGGGUCAUGUCGGUUGUUGUAGAUACCAAUAUGAACCAGAAAAUUGGGGCAAUAAAGCCCUUCUGACUCCCACCGGGUUAAUGUCAGCCCCA
This is a messenger RNA of Exophiala oligosperma, 1929 nucleotides long. RefSeq lists its product as uncharacterized. Gene Ontology annotation, molecular function: transmembrane transporter activity. Gene Ontology annotation, biological process: transmembrane transport. Gene Ontology annotation, cellular component: membrane. Bases 183 to 1772 code for a protein of 529 amino acids. Lineage: Eukaryota; Fungi; Ascomycota; Eurotiomycetes; Chaetothyriales; Herpotrichiellaceae. The transcript is spliced from 5 exons. The record is from RefSeq and is a predicted model, not a curated record.